Molecule: messenger RNA, 1110 nt
Organism: Hyaloperonospora brassicae
Lineage: Eukaryota; Oomycota; Peronosporomycetes; Peronosporales; Peronosporaceae
Source: the annotation of a GenBank genome assembly
AUGAUUAUGAAAAACACGCUCCUCGCCGUCGCGCUCUCGCUCGUGUCGGUCGGCACGGCGUUCUACGCCAUGGUGUACCCCGCGUGGUUCCAGCAACACUACCGCCGCGGCGGUACCGACGUGUACCAGGGCUACGGUCUCUUUGCCUUUUACUCGACCGACUCGCUCGAGUCGCCCUUUUAUGCGUCGACCACAGUGCUCCAGUACACCGACUUUUGUGUGACGAACUACACGACGCCCAACUACAUGUUGGGAGACGGGGCAGACUUCCACGACGUUCUGUGCGGCAAGCGCAUGAUGGCCGCCCAAGCCACGACCGCAACGGGGGCCGCAGUGUCCGUCGUGGGGCUACUCACGGCCAUUGGCGCCGUGUUUAGUCCCUCGGCUGGGUACAUGGAACGCGUCGUGUCGUUCUGCACACUCGUAGGCUCUCUGCUCCUCGCCGUGUCGCUGGUCAUCUGGGGCGCCCUACUGCAGCAGACGCUGUACGGCAUUGACACGAUCAACUCGGCCUACACGAGCUGCAAAGCCGACAACACCAAGUGGCACUGCUGGUUCUAUGGCUACAGUUUCUGGGUCUGCCUCGCGUCGGUCAUUAUCCUCUCGGUCACGGGCUACUUGAGCUCUGCGGGGCGGGCCGAGAAGAUUCGGUACUUCCGGAAAGAGUACGAGCGCGACCUCGUGGUCGCGAUGCAGCAAAGUGUCGAUCCCGACGCGCCCGGGACGAUGCAGCAGCAGCAGCAGACGCAAUUUGUACGCACGGGAUCGCUCAAUGGCUUUGGAGUGCCAGUUGCCCAUCCGUCGUACGGUCAGGCGCCGACGCCUGCCCAAUCACAAGCCACGUCGGGGCCGCUGUACACCACCCCACAGCAUUUACAGCCGGGCCACAGUAUGGUGCCCUCGAAUAGUGGGUACGGUACCCAACUUUCGGUUUCGAAACCCGUGGGGUACCCGCAGCAGCAGGUGGACAAUGUACCCCUGGCGGCACCCUCGACAAACGGGCUUAGUCGAACCGUCAGCAACGACAGUGAUGCCGUGUACCCGAGUUACAGUGAACAGCGCCGGAACCACUCGUUGCUCGGUCGACAGGCAAGCGGAGGUGUUGUGUGA